Molecule: messenger RNA, 540 nt
Organism: Haemonchus placei
Lineage: Eukaryota; Metazoa; Nematoda; Chromadorea; Rhabditida; Trichostrongylidae
Source: the annotation of a GenBank genome assembly
AUGUUGUCGGCGCCUCUCAUAGAUCUAUUAAAGCUUUCUCUGUCACUGCGAAUCUACUCUCCUUCAGUGCAGUUAUUUCAGCAGAUCGGUGCCGAUCACGCAUUGCCAUGUGUUGCAUUUUUCGACGUCCACGGUCUAAAAGGAUGUGACGCCAGUGAACUCGAGAAUGCUGUGGAAUCGUCUCACGGAAGGGAUUCUCCAGCCUUGCUUUCAAUUGACCACGUGUUCAAUCUCGGAAGACAAGCAGAAACUACGGCAAUAAUCUAUGGGGAAAUUGGCACGCAGGAAUGGUUGCAGCUUCAUGCGAAAGCUGUUGAAUUAGCUUCAGCGCGGAGAAUUCAAUACGUUCUGAGACACUACAUGAAGUGCACUGACACUCCUAUAGCCAAAGUGUCACUGUCGGGGUAUGGAGUGGAACUGGCUAUCAAGAACACGGAGUACAAAGUCGUCGAUAUUAGCAGAGGAGAAAUGGGGGAGAACCAUGAUAUUGAGGACUUUCACGGCCCUGACGAAGGCGAAGCAGCCGAAACGAUGGCCUAA